CUUCCCAACGUUCCAUUUUCCACAUGAUAAGACACAAACCCACUUAAUUACUUCACCCCACCGUAUAUUUGCAUUUGCACUAUCGCCUUGUUCACCUCCCCUUCUGAACUCCUACACACUACCCAUUUCUCUCUUUUUCCAUAAUGGACUCUACUAGCUCUGCCAAAGUUCAACAUGUGAACAAGAAGUCCUCUGAUGAAUUGCUCAGAAAGUUUGCUGAACUGGGUUCAGAUUCCGUAGACAAGGCACCAGCGAGGAAAGAGUUAAGAGUGUCGAAGCUCCGGAAAAGAUGCAAGAUAAUGAGAGAAGUGGAUCUCUUUGAGAGUCCAUCAAAUGGCAGGACCAGCUUAUUGGAGAGGAGGUCGCUUCUUCCUCUGGUGCCGACAAGGCGGUUGGCAUUGCUUCAGCAACUUCGGAUUGGGAGGUCGCAGUUCAGGACAAGGGGUGUGAAGAACAUGUCAAUAUUGGGAACCAUUGAGAAGACAUGGAAUAAAACUGUAGAAGGGACAUCAAAAGUUUUUAUGGUGAAGCAUUACCACCGGCAUAAGCGUUUGAUAAAUGACAUUGUAUAAGCUACGCAUUGGAAUAUUGAGAUGAUAUGCGAGCAACUCUACAGCACGUUGUCCACAAAACUCUCCAGCAUAGUUGAAAGAUUUGCAGAAUGGGCAAAUAAUUUAGCAAAGUGGAUAUUCGCAGUGAAAAGCAACAAGAAUCCUGAGAGGAAACUGAAGUAUAUAUAAAGGCGUUAAAGCAUGGUUGAAAAUUGAAUUAUAGUUGUAUAUAGCACUGUUUAAGAAAAUUGGUACCCCCAAGGACUAAAAGACUUCAACCAUAGAUGUAUUAGAAUGGUGCUAGGUACAAAUCCUAAAUAAGCAAGUCUCAUGCAAUUCUUUUAGUAAAGAGUGGGUCCUAUUAAUAAAAAAUAAUAACUUUUUUUAUACUUUUUUAAGGUAGAAUUUAUUUUUUUACAAAAUCUUGUGUGGAACGUCUUGUCUAUUUACAAUUUGCACAAGUUAUUUUUUUAAUUUUAAAGACAUGCAGUUAUGCACUGCCACUGCAAAGUAGUUGCAUGUUUAUUUCUACUUGACUCUGCUCUUUUUUAAUGUAUUUAGAAAAAUAUUUUACCACAACUACGGGAAGGGGUCCAUAGCUCAGUGGUAGAGCAUUUGACUGCAGAUCAAGAGGUCACCGGUUCGAACCCGGCUGGGCCCUUUUUAAUAAGCUGCUUUUCUUCCGUAUUUAUUUAUUUUUUUUUUUUAAAUCUUCCUCGGACGCCCUCAAUAGAAGGAAGCGCGGUCUCGCAUCCACUCUCCGAAGAGAUUCUCUGUUAAAAACGGUAGCUGCUCUUGCCCGGUUUCAACUUUCCCUUCAAUUCCGCUAUUUCCCGGGAACCAGAAGUCUCCACUUUCCCUUUUCUCACGACACUCUGUGUUCCCCCUCAUCAAAUUUGCUAUCUUUGAUUUUGCUGCCUCUCUCCCUACACUUUGAUCCAUCACUCACUCUUCAGCAUUCUCUUCCAUAAACAAUAUCUAUUUAUUUUGUACUUCUGAAUUCUCUGGGCUUUGCUGGUGAGAGAAAUGAGGGAUGCUAUCAUCGCUGGCAACUGGCAAGGAUCGCGUCGGCGUGUUCGAAGCCAGUAAGACGGUAUGCCCGUAUGAACAUGAAUCUCGAAGACUUCGCUCCUCUGGUUCCGGGUUCCGGAACCUCUAGAAGCACUUCUUAGGCGACUUAUGGUCCUUCGCCGUGGUUCAGGCCAAUGAGUUCCUGGACUAUCAUAGCCUGGUCGAGACCGGACUUAACGCCACCUUUUCGGUGCUUACGACGGCCAUGGCAGCCUUGAGGCGUCUCCAUUAUCUGCGACCAUCCUUUUCUUCAGCUUGUCAGUGACAGUAAUAUUUCUUUACUUUGUCCUAUACUAAUUUGUAUAUUCAAUUUUUGUUGGUAGAUCAAUGAGUUUUACGUUGUAACGUUGGGUUACAGUUUUGGUAAGAAUAUAUAGUGAAGCCUAUAUAGGGAGUUUGUGGUGAAUUCCCUGCGUUGGUUUUUCUUCCUGCUUGGUGUGUGACUCGUGUUGGUGGCCAUCCAAUUCAUUGGUGUUUCGCAGAUUGGCUUGCCGACGAAGAGUUUCGUAUUCACACGUACACGGCUAGAAGGUGCAGUCAGGAUUAAUAUUCACGUAGUUGAUAUGGAAAUUAGAUCUUGAGGGGAAACCUCUCAGCUGCCGCUUCUUGUGUUGAUUGUAAAUUCUUUUGAGGUAUAAUAAUAAAGAGUAAUAUCAUGUA
Carya illinoinensis is the source of this 2282-nucleotide messenger RNA. RefSeq lists its product as uncharacterized. The transcript has 3 exons. NCBI's taxonomy places the organism in Eukaryota, Viridiplantae, Streptophyta, Magnoliopsida, Fagales, Juglandaceae. The record is from RefSeq and is a predicted model, not a curated record. The coding region runs from base 144 to 572 and encodes 142 amino acids.